CACUGAAAAAACAAAAAAUGAAAAAGCAAAAAAACUGUGUCCUUUUAAAUUAUACCAUAGGAGUACUACACAGAGGCUCAAUGGCGUUCUUGCUGAACAAAUCUUCAGUUCUCUCUCAUUUUCGUUCUCAUUCUCAGAAAGCGGAGGAUUCACUUUCUCUGUCGCGUAGAGGGUUUCAUGUUGAACCAGGGGCUCGCGAGAAGGCUCUCUUGGCAGAGGACCCAGCACUAAAGCGGUUCAAAUCACAUAAAAAAAGUGUGUGGAGGCUUAAAAGAAUUGGAGAUGUGCUCACAAUCGUUGUUGUUGCUGGAUGUUGCUAUGAGAUUUAUGUCAAAGCAGUAAUGCGUGAAGAAGCUCGAAAGCAGCAGGCAAACAGAAGUACAUAAUGAAUCUUGUGUUUCUGUGGCUUCUGUUCUUAUUUGGUUGGUAGCACCAUUAGCCGCCCUUCUAUGAUGUUAUGCCUCUAUGAAAUAAGCGAGACAAACUUGUCAACCCCAGGUGCUUAAACCUCCCAAAACAUCACUUAUUUUGACUUCUCGUAGAUUUUUAUUUUCAAUAAAUGCUGUUCUAUUAAUGUUGUACAACGAUUAUGUUGAAUUUCGUGAAAUUUUCUCCAACUUUUAUCAUGAAUGUUAAUGCAUUGCGAAAUGUA
This is a messenger RNA of Cornus florida, 652 nucleotides long. RefSeq names its product succinate dehydrogenase subunit 7B, mitochondrial-like. The transcript has 4 exons. The record is from RefSeq and is a predicted model, not a curated record. The coding region runs from base 18 to 386 and encodes 122 amino acids. Lineage: Eukaryota; Viridiplantae; Streptophyta; Magnoliopsida; Cornales; Cornaceae.